Messenger RNA from Arachis ipaensis, 2035 nucleotides. The record is from RefSeq and is a predicted model, not a curated record. NCBI's taxonomy places the organism in Eukaryota, Viridiplantae, Streptophyta, Magnoliopsida, Fabales, Fabaceae.
UCAAUAUGAGGUCAUCAUAUAACAGACUUGUGCACUAUUAUUGUGACACUAACCCUCAAAGAUAUGUGACAAUACAGCAGAUUAGAAAGCAAGCAAAUGGAUUAAUUUUAAAAAUUCAAAAUUAAAACCGUAAAAAGAAAGAGUAAAUUUGACCAAAGUAUUUAAGGUUGCACCUAACAUAGCAUUUCUAAAGGCAGCUAUCACUCAGUAGCGAUGCCAGCAAACCCAAGUAAUCUCUCCUCCAUGACAAAAAAUUUGUUAUAAAGGCAUCAUAAUUAAAUCUUCAUAGCAAAGAGCAUUAUUUUUUUGAAAUGUCGAAAUUACCCUUGUCAAAACAACUACUCCCAGCAUGCCCAUUAUUUGAGGGUAUUGUGACAUGUAUCUUAGACAAAACCUUACUUCAAAAGCAAGACCAAACACAUAGAAUUGACAGAGAGAUAUCAAAUUGAAUUGGUAAGUGAUAAUCAAUCUUUAUGGCUAUGUUUCUGAUGAGGAAAGGAGAGAAAAUGUUGAAAGAAGAGAGUGAGUCUGAGAUCUUUUCACCAAAGAAGAAAAUAACUGAAGUUCAAAUGUCAAAGAAUGAGUUACUCGAGAAGGAAAACCUGGAGCUCAAGCAAGAAGUGGCGCGCUUGAAGUCGCUGAUAGUUUCGCUGAAAGCACACAACGUGGAGAGAAAAUCCAUGCUGUGGAAGAAGAUCCAUAAGUCAAUAGACGACAGCAAUUCAGAUUCACAGCUACACAAAGCAGCCGUUAUGGCAGAAAAGUGUCCUGAAAACCAGAAUGUGCUUACAAAUCAAGAAUUCAAAGAUUCAAUAAAGGAGGGUUCUGUAACAAAGGUACCAAAUCCGCCGCCAAGUCCGCCUUCAUUCCUUCUUCCUUCGCAUAACAAGUUGCAGCCCGGAGCGCCGCCUCCGCCUCCUCCGGCUCUGCUAAAAUCAUCAAUGGGAUUGAAGGCGGUGCGACGUGUUCCAGAAGUUAUCGAGCUCUAUCGUUCCCUUACGAGGAAGGAAGCCAACACGGAAAACAGAAUAAACCUUAAUGGAGGAAUCCCUGCAUUAGCAUUCACCAGAAACAUGAUUGAAGAAAUCGAAAACCGCUCGUCUUACCUAUCCGCUAUAAAAUGUGAAGUUCAAAGACAAGGCGAGUUCGUGAAUUUGUUAAUCAAAGAGGUGGAAUCAACGUCGUUUUCGGAUAUUUCAGAGGUGGAGGCAUUCAUCAGGUGGCUGGACGGAGAACUGUCUUCAUUGGUGGAUGAAAGAUCAGUGCUGAAGCAUUUUCCACAAUGGCCGGAACAAAAAGUUGAUGCGCUUCGCGAAGCGGCUUGUAACUACCGAGAUCUGAAGAGUCUUGAAUUGGAAGUUUCAUCUUAUGAGGACAAUCCCAAAGAGGCUCUGCCUCAAGCUUUGAAGAGGAUUCAUGCGUUGCAAGACAGGUUGGAGACUAGUGUUAGUGCUAAAGAAAGAACAAGGGAGAUUACUACCAACAAGUACAGGAAUUUUCAUAUCCCGUGGGACUGGAUGAUGGACACAGGCCUCGUUGGUCAGAUGAAGCUAAGUUCAUUGAGGUUGGCAAAAGAAUUCAUGAAAAGAGUGACUAAGGAAUUGGAGUCUCGUGAAGCAUUGCAAGAAGAUAACCUCUUACUACAAGGAGUAAAAUUUGCAUUCCGGGUACACCAGCUGCCAUGGCAUUUCAGUUUGCAGGUGGCUUUGAUCCGGAGACCAUACAAGCAUUUCAAGAAUUGAAGAGCGUUGGUGGUGUUCUGCGAAGCUAUAGCAAAUGCACUAAAUUUGACAAAAGUUGUCAGAAACUUGUGUAGUAACCAAAUUGUCUUCCCCAAUGGAAUUGACAAAUAUGUAUAUUCCUCUUCUGUUUAUGUAAUGCUCUCAAAUGCAUUGCCUUGAGAAAACUAGGUAUACGCUUUUUCUUUCUUUCCUUUUUUUUUUUUCCUAAUAAUUAUGUUUAGUACACCUCACGAGAUAAAUCCUAAUUUCAGAUUUUGUGCUAGGGAAAAGCAAACCUUUACUCAAAAUAAAGA